UACAGCCAACCGCCCAAUGCAGCACUUGCUCGCUCCCCCCGCCAGCGGAAGCGCCCGCGGAACACAAUGCAGCACUGAGGCAGCGCCGCGGUGGAGGCUGCAGCUCCUUGGCAGCUGCAGCAUCGGCCCGGGCUGGGAGGGGGCGGCUGAGGGAAGCCAGAGGGCUCAGAGCUAGGAAGCAGGACCCAACUGCUCCGGCAUGAGAAGCUGAGCGUCUCGGGCGCGGCGGGUUGACAGGAGCAUCAUGCAGGCGGCGGCGACUGCGUCCGUGCCCUUCUUGCUGCUCUGCGCCCUGGGAACCUGCCCCCCGGCGCUCUGCGGCCGGGCAGGAGACGCCUCUUUGACGGAGCUAGAAAGGAGGAACGAAAACCGCUUCCUGGAGCGCCAGAGCAUCGUGCCACUGCGCCUCAUCUACCGCUCAGGAGGCGAAGACGAAACUCAGCACGAAGAGCUCAACACACGGGUGCGGGGCGACCUCAGUGGCCGGCAGUUAACUCAUGUUGACCAGGCAAGCUUCCAGGUUGAUGCCUUUGGAACGUCAUUCAUUCUCGAUGUCGUGUUAAACCAUGAUUUGUUGUCCUCGGAUUACAUAGAGAGGCACAUCGAACAUGGAGGCAAGACUGUGCAAAGCAAAGGAGGAGAGCACUGUUACUACCAGGGCCACAUCCGAGGAAAUCCUGCCUCAUUUGUUGCAUUGUCUACCUGCCAUGGACUUCAUGGGAUGUUCUAUGAUGGGAAUCACACAUAUCUCAUUGAGCCAGAGGAAAAUGAGACCUCCCAAGAGGAUUUCCAUUUUCAUUCGGUUUACAAAUCCAGACUCUUUGAAUUUCCCAUGGAUGAUCUUCCAUCUGAAUUCCAACAAGUAAACAUCACUCCACCAAAAUUUAUUUUGAAACCAAGACCAAAAAGGAGUAAACGGCAGCUUCUUCGAUAUCCUCGUAAUGUAGAAGAGGAAACCAAAUACAUCGAACUGAUGAUUGUGAAUGAUCAUCUCAUGUUUAAAAAGCAUCGCCUUUCUGUUGUGCAUACUAACACCUAUGCGAAAUCUGUGGUGAACAUGGCAGAUUUAAUAUAUAAAGACCAACUUAAGACAAGGAUAGUAUUGGUUGCCAUGGAAACCUGGGCGGCUGACAACAAGUUUGCCAUAUCUGAAAAUCCAUUGAUCACCCUACGUGAGUUUAUGAAAUACAGAAGGGAUUUUAUCAAAGAGAAAAGUGAUGCAGUUCACCUUUUUUCGGGAAGUCAAUUUGAGAGUAGCCGGAGCGGGGCUGCUUAUAUUGGUGGGAUUUGCUCGUUGCUGAAAGGAGGAGGCGUGAAUGAAUUUGGGAAAACCGAUUUAAUGGCAGUUACACUUGCCCAGUCAUUAGCCCAUAAUAUUGGUAUUAUCUCAGACAAAAGAAAACUAGCAAGUGGUGAGUGCAAAUGUGAGGACACGUGGUCCGGAUGCAUAAUGGGAGACACGGGUUAUUAUCUUCCUAAAAAGUUCACCCAGUGUAACAUUGAAGAGUAUCAUGACUUCCUGAACAGCGGAGGUGGCGCCUGUCUGUUCAACAAGCCUUCCAAGCUUCUCGACCCUCCUGAGUGUGGCAAUGGCUUCAUUGAAACUGGAGAAGAGUGUGACUGUGGGACCCCUACAGAAUGUGUCCUUGAAGGAGCAGAGUGUUGUAAGAAAUGCACCUUGACUCAGGACUCUCAAUGCAGUGAUGGUCUCUGUUGUAAAAAGUGCAAGUUUCAGCCCAUGGGGACUGUGUGCCGAGAAGCAGUGAACGAUUGUGAUAUUUCUGAAACAUGCUCAGGAAAUUCAAGCCAGUGUGCCCCUAAUAUUCAUAAAAUGGAUGGAUAUUCAUGUGAUGGUACUCAGGGAAUUUGCUUUGGAGGAAGAUGUAAAACCAGGGAUAGACAAUGCAAAUAUAUCUGGGGACAAAAGGUGACAGCAUCAGACAAAUACUGCUAUGAGAAACUGAACAUCGAGGGGACCGAGAAGGGUAACUGUGGGAAAGACAAAGACACAUGGAUACAGUGCAACAAAAGGGAUGUGCUUUGUGGUUACCUUUUGUGCACUAACAUUGGCAAUAUCCCAAGACUUGGAGAACUCGAUGGUGAAAUCACAUCCACUUUGGUUGUGCAGCAGGGAAGAACAUUAAACUGCAGUGGUGGACAUGUUAAGCUUGAAGAAGAUGUAGAUCUUGGCUAUGUGGAAGAUGGGACACCCUGUGGUCCCCAAAUGAUGUGCUUGGAACACAGGUGUCUUCCUGUGGCUUCCUUCAACUUUAGUACUUGCUUAAGUGGUAAAGAAGGCACUGUUUGUUCAGGAAAUGGAGUGUGCAGUAAUGACCUGAAGUGUGUCUGUGAUACCCUCUGGACAGGUGCAGAUUGCAGUACUUUGUUACUUCACAAUGAAGGUCCAAAGACUAGCAACGGUGUUGCUGGCAUCAAUAUCAUAAUAGGCAUAAUUGCUGGCACCAUUUUAAUGCUGGCCCUCAUAUUAGGAAUAACCGCCUGGGGUUAUAAAAACUAUCGAGAACAGAGACAGUCACCCCAGGGAGAUUAUGUAAAAAAGCCUGGAGAUGGCGACUCUUUUUAUAGCGACAUUCCUCCUGGAGUCAGCACAAACUCAGCAUCUAGUUCUAAGAAGAGGUCUGCUUUUCUGUCGCAUUUUCAGAUUUCUACCUGUUCCAUCACACAUUAUUCCAUUAGUCAGAACAUUUCAUUAUUUUGCAGCAGGUCAAAUGGGCUCUCUCAUUCUUGGAGUGAAAGGAUUCCAGACACAAAACAUAUUUCAGAUAUCUGUGAAAAUGGGCGACCUCGAAGUAACUCUUGGCAAGGUAAUGUGGGCGAAAACAGGAAGAAAAUCAGAGGCAAACGAUUUAGACCUCGUUCUAAUUCAACUGAGAGGGAGCCCCAAGCACCUGAGCCUGGGCACUCCCUCGCCCAGACAGUCCCAUCCCAAGGCAUAAGCCCAGGGGGCUCUGACAGCCCCCAGACAGGGAGUCUGGAUCACAGCUCCCAAGAUGGCCAACGUCAGGAAGACAGGACUUUAUCUCCUGCCAAGUCUCCCUCUUCAUCUACUGGGUCUAUUGCAUCCAGCAGAAAGUACCCUUAUCCAAUGCCUCCACUUCCAGAUGAGGAGAAGAAAGUGAACCGACAAAGUGCCAGGCUAUGGGAAACAUCCAUUUAAGAUCAACUGUUUACAUGUGACACAUCAAAACUGUUUACUUCAACUUUUAUAGAAGCCCAGCCUCACGGAAUCACUGCAAAUCUAUCUGCUCUUCAGAUGACACCAAGAUCCUCUGAGAUGCCACAGAGGAGAGGAAGCUAUCUCACAUCUGGAUACCAUUUUCUUUUUGUCAUUGGCUUAGGAUUUAACCAAACCAUGAAAAGAACUACUGAAAUGUUACACUAUAACACGGAACAAUAAGGGUACUGGUAUGUUAAUGGAUAAUCCGCAUGACAGAUAUAUGUAGAAAUAUCAAUAAAAUUAACUCACAUGAACCCAAAUGUAGCAAGUUUCCUAAGGGACAAUAGUGGUUUCAGAACUUCACCUUCUGAAGCACAUUUCAUUGUAUACAGUAAUGCUAUAUGCAUGAAGCUUCUGUUCAUUGUUUUCCAUAUUUAAGGAAACAACAUCCCAUAAUAGAAACUAGCAUGCAGGGCUAAGGCAUAUAGGAUUUUUCUGCAGGACUUAACAGCUUUGAGAGGCCAAUAUCCCAUAUGCUAACUUUAAACAUGUAUUUUUAUUUUUGUUUUUUACUUUUCAUAUUUAUAUCAGCAUUCAAGGACAAUUGUACAUAUGUAAACAUUUUUAAAAUUAAAAAAGCAGCUGUUACACACAAGUGUAUUUUGCCAAAUGCCUAAAAAGAGUCAGUCACAAUCACAUCAUCAUUCACCAUCCAAUGGUCUUCAAAGAGUAUAAGCAGAUGGUGUAAAUAUAGUGGUCAAUGCUGUAAAUGUGUCUCUCCAUAAUUAAUAUUUGUCUAAAACAUGUGAUAUCCCUUUAAACUGUGUGUAGUCUGGAGGCAGUUUUAUUGAGUCAUCAAGAGGACAAAAUGCUCAGCAAAUCUUCUGGCCUCCAUAGCUUGCUGAAGCAGGAGUCCAGUAGUGCAGCAGCCUUGCUGCCUUGAGACUGCGCUGGUGGGCUGCUCUGUGGGCCUCCAUCAGCCAGCCCAUGUGCUUCUCUCUUAGGGGAACAUGGUGCCUGCUGCAGCAGCUAUUCUCGUCCUCUACCAGAGUAUAUCAGCCAGUCUCAUCCUGGGGGCCAGUGAGCGCCCAGCAGUGUGUUCUGCUGAGGUUAAGCAAGUGAACCAAAGACAAUCCAGACCACAAGCUGCUGGUGAACUGGUAGCUUCCAUCUUGCCAAUACUCUAACCCUUCUGUGUAGCCUGAAGUUUUUGUUCCUUGACAAAACUUUUCAGCCACCCUUAUCUACAAAAGAAUGACUUGUUUUAACAAAAACAAGUUUUAUACUGUUUAUUAAGGCUAUUUGUCAUCACUGGGCUGUGAGUCCCAACAGGUCCUUCUGCACUGACCCUGAAGCAAGAUGAUGAUUUUGUCGUCUGAGCUGAGAUGUCUCAACAGGGUAUAAAGGGUUAAAUGAAAUCUGAAGCCACAAAGAUGCAGCAACUGGGAAGUUAUGCAAACAGUUGGCAGCAGAAAGAAUCUGAUGUUUUGAGCCCUAACAUCUUUAAUCCAUAGAAAAAUGAGAAAUCUAUGUUCAAAGCCCUCUUUUUAAACCAACAUUUUGAUAGCAGGUAUAAUGCCAGUCUGUCAUUCCAAAAAAAAAAAAAAAAAAAAAAAAAUAGAUACUCUAGUGAGAUCAGAAAUUGAUGGGAUCAAUCAUGUGAUCUUUUGUGAAGUGUACUUCUGAUUUUCUCUUUUUUCCCCCUACUUUUUCUUGAGAAAAAUGGAAUUAGCUGACAGGAUUUCAGGAAUGCUUUCUAAAUUUGAUUUCUUAUAGUAAUGUUCAUGGACAGAAUCCAUUUCAUCUCCAUAUGUAAUCAUCCUAGUUGCCCAAACUUCAGGUUAUCAGACUAUAUUUUAUACUCAGCGUUUAUGUCUUCUGUAGUAGACCUCUCUUCUGAAAGUCUUUGAAAAUGUUUGAAAAGCAGUUUCAUCAUCCAGAAUUAUAUAUUUAAUCAUCUAAAUUUGUGGAAAAUAGCAGCUUCUUAUGGCAGUAAGGGAUGUGAUUGUUGAUACCUCAUUAAAACAAUCCAUCAGACCAAGGCUGGUGUGAGUGGUGGGAAAUGUUGUCACAGAGUUCUAGCCAAGGACAGAAGGGCAGACAUUAAAAAAUGUAGUAAAUAAGGUAACUUGACUAAGAUCACUUUAAAUGUGCACUGAAUGUUUUCUGGUAUUGAGUAUAUAAAAGGCUAAUGUUAUAAGGUUUAUUUUGACUAUAAAAGAGUUUAUAGAUUUGAAUGUAAGGUGCCUCAUGUAAAUAUCCUUCCUAGUUAUAGUUCCAUAAGCCCUAAUUUGAAAAAAUCCACAAAUGCCUAGUCAAUUGCUUAUCUAUCUUUCUCACCUUCUCAAUUAUUUUUACUGAAAAUUAUUAUUUCAAAUGAAAAUCAUUAUCACGUGCCUUUUGGGAGAUAUAGUUGUUCUAUAGGUAUAUAGUUUGUAAUCAUCCUCGUUGGUAUUAUUAACCUUCUUAUGAAACUGAGCGAAAAGUGAUUUUGUUUGAUUUGCAGAGAUUAUGAUUUUAGAAAUAUAAUAGCUUUAAUGUUCUGUGCUGAAUAUCUAUUCUAUCUCCCAUGCUUAAACAUUCUUAGAACCAUUUGUGGGAUUCUUUGACAAAUUUUAGCCUCAAUGGAUAGUUUCAAGAAGUAUAUGUACACUCAUGGCUGGGGUUCUAGAGCAUUACAUCUAAAUAUGACUUUUCAUUCACUGAAGUAGAUAGAAUGGAUCCAUGGCACCAAAUAAAAGCACAGCAAUUUUAUCUUUUUAAAUAUUUAUUUUGGAGAGAAACUUUGAGAAUACUUAGCAAUUUAUAUCGUGCAAGUAAUGUUUGUAUCCCCCAGUUCAAUAUGGGAUCAUUACUAAGCAGAAAAAAUAAUUUAUUUGACCUUUACAUCCCAUUGUAUGCCUUUCUCCUACUUUCUGAAGUUCUGUGCAUAGGACUUCAGAUUGACAACCCUACUGUUUGAGAUGUUCCAUUUAUCCAUCAUCAUCACAGUUCUGAUAUAAAAGAACUUUUAAUCUCUCCACUAAGAGUCAACAGGGGAGUUGUGGGAUGACAGGGACCCCUGAAAGAGUGGAUUAGCCACAUCCAGCACUUACUCCCUGCUGCACACACACAGUCCACCUUCCCUCCCUUCUUUCUCAGUACUGGGUAUUGAACCCAGGGGUGCUCCACCACUGAGCUAUGUCUCCUGCCCUUUAUAUUUUUAAAUUUGAGACCGGGUCUCACUAAAUUGUCCAGACUGGCUUCAAACUUGCUAUCCUCUUGCUGCAGUCUACUGGGUCACUUGUAUUAUAGGCAGGCACCACCAUACCUGGCCCAGCCACUUUCCUUAAAUAGGAAGCAAAAUCCUCCUCUGGAGGCACCAAGCUAGAAAAUGGCCCCCUAGUCACAUGCACUCUGUGGAAAGGAAUAAUUCUCCAACAGUGCAUCACAAUGAGGGCUCCCAGGUUUUGUACUGAAAAUUGAACCCAGGGGCACUUUUACUAUUGAGGCACAUCCAGCUCUUUUUAUUUUUAAUUUUGAGACAGAUCUCGCUAAGUUGUUUAGGGCCUUGCUGAGACUGGCCUUGAACAUGUGAUCCUCCUGCCUCAGCCUCCCAAGCCACUGGGAUUAUAGGCAUGCAACAUCAUACCUAGUGAAGCUGUAUUUUUAAAGAAGCUCAGCACCUCCAUUAGGAAUAACCUAUCCUUAGAGUUGUUUCUUAAAAAAUAAUUGACUAGCCAGGUGCAGAGCCAUGCACCUGUAAUCACACCUAUUCAGGAGGACGAGGCAGGAGUAUUGCAAGUUUGAGACCAGCUUGGGCAAUCUCAAAAUAAAAAACAAAGGAGGGCGGGUGUAGCUCAGUAGUAGAGUGUCCUGAGUUUAAACCCCAGGUCUGCUCCCCCCACAAAAUCCCUCCCAACUGACUGAUACAGAAAAUUUAGGAUUAAAAUUUCAAACCUAUUUUUCAGUUUGAUAUUGGUGUAUAUUAAGUGACGCUACAGUUUCUCUUUUUCCCUUUUGCUUUCAAAACCUUUGAGAAUUGUUUUUGUAUAUAAGGUCAGUCCAGCAUAGAAUUUCUGAAUGUAAGAUUGAUACAGUUUCUAAAAGAAUCUAGUGUGAAGAUAAAAUUAGAUAUUCUGUGCACUUCUAGGGAGAGGCCGUGUAUGAAUUCUGUAACAAGCUUACAAUUCUCAUUCUUUUCUGUUGAAAUCUUUGGAUAUUUGCAUCAUUUAUUCCUGCUCUAGAUCUUUUUUGGACACUUUACCUGUUAUCUUUUUUCCGAUUUUUUUUUUAUAGUUACCUUUGAGUCAGAGGAAAUAUGGUAUUUCUGUUCAGUCAUUUCAGUGUUUCAAAAUCAAGUUUGAAGUUUGUUCAUAUAUUUAUGUCAUCUAUUUAUUUCCUGUUGUUAGUGUUCUGUUUUAACCUUAAACAUGCACGCCCCCCACACACAGUACUAUAUUUCCUUAUGUUAUUUAACGUGAUAAUAAAUCCUUAUCUAAAGAAAAGACUAUUUUACUUAUCUUACUUAAAGAAAAGGAAGGUUAUUUAUUGAGUGACUUGUGUGUGGGGGGAGUGGAGAACAAAGUUUGGAACUGUCAGGACUGAAGAGAGGCAAGACAGUUGCCCACACCCAAUUUGGAUGCUGCUGGUUGCUGCCAGUGGAUGCCACCUAAGGGCAUAUUGUAAUUAUCAUCUUUCAAUUGGUAAGUUGGCAUGAAUUUUCCAUGAAGCACUCUCCCAGUUGCAGCAUAUUGUCCACUUUUGAUGCUCCUAAUUAUCUAGUUUUCCUUAGCUUUAUAUUUUCCUCUUAAAUUGUCUCCUAAAUACAUUUCCCUCCUUAAAUAUAUGGAGUUAAGAUGAAUUUCUCAUUUUCUCUCUACUAGCUUAAAAGAUAUAAAAAGCCACAUAUCAAUGGAAUAGGGUUUAAUUUCAAACUCAAAUGUUUAUAUUCCUCCUCUGAGAUACUUUCUGAUUGGAUAAGAUCACUCUGAUUUUGGAUGCAGCAACUUUUCUGCAGGCACUGGAGAACUAAGCUUUCGUAAAUAUCUUUCCCUGGUUAUUACAUUGUGAGGCACCUGGUCUGCGAUUGUGGAAAUUGCCUGUGCAGGCGGCCCUCCCUGCCGUGUGUGGGUGGGAGCUGUUAAAGUGCACCUGCUGGUAACUGUUGGCAUGUGCUCAGAGCAUAUGCUGUCGGGCAGGUGUUUUUACUUCCAAGAGGAGUCUUUCUACCACACCUGUAGGUGCAAAGAUGGUUCAGAUUUUAGAAAAUGGAAGAUACUGUUUCUGUUCACAAUUUAUUCAUGGUUUUGUCAGAGUCCCCAUCAUGGAGCAUCGUUGGUUUGUAAGCAGUACAACAAAAUAAAUAUUCAAAAAGAAAAACCUGCCUAGUCAGUAUUUCUGCCCCUUAUAUCUGUGACCUGACAUAGUAAGCAUCCUUACUAUGGGAUUUGGGGGAUGCUUCCAGAAUCUUUCUAUUUCUGAAGUAGCUUCCCCUUUAGUAGCCGUGUAGCACUUUCCUCCUGAUUAGCUUUCCCUGUCCUGGAAGCUAGUACUUUCAUGUGGGAACUGAAAGGAUAUCAGGGGUGCAGAGUAGGGUGGGAGGCAUUGCUAGUCUCCCUUUGACACAUUGGCAUGGAUUUUGCAACUUGGGAAGUCACUGAGAGUUGGGUCCUAGGGUGUGAAUUUCAAGAUGGGGAGGAGAUAAACAGUAGUAAGAUUUAGGAUAUCAUGGGACAUUUAUUUAGUCCUGGCAUAGAAGCAGAAUCGACAUCCAUUUGAAGAAUCUGAAAGUAAAGCAUGCAGAAAAGCUCUAACUAGUCUCAGGGCAUGUGGUAGGGAAAGAGGUAAUGGGAGCCUAAGGCAGAUUUGUGUGCUUUGCAGCUUUAGGGCGUGGUGGCUCUGUAAGUGCUUCAUGGCCAGUGGGGCGUCCCUGUUGCAUUGUUUGUAGAACCUGCCACAUUACAGAGAGGCACAUUAAGGGCAGCAGGAUUUUGGUCGGAGGCAUCAUCCUUUCAUGUUCCCAUGUACCCUUAGAAUCAAAACCAGGUAAAAUGUGUGUUCUGUUGUUUGUUUUUAUGGUCCUGAAAAUUGAACCUAGGGACACUUAACCAAUGAGACACAUCUCCAGUCCUUUUUAUUUUUCAUUUUGAGACCGCAUCUCACCAAGUUGCUUAGGACCUCGCUAA
This is a messenger RNA of Sciurus carolinensis (gray squirrel), 9345 nucleotides long. RefSeq names its product ADAM metallopeptidase domain 22 (gene Adam22). The coding region runs from base 245 to 3178 and encodes 977 amino acids. The record is from RefSeq and is a predicted model, not a curated record. NCBI's taxonomy places the organism in Eukaryota, Metazoa, Chordata, Mammalia, Rodentia, Sciuridae. Gene Ontology annotation, biological process: proteolysis. Gene Ontology annotation, cellular component: postsynaptic density membrane. Gene Ontology annotation, molecular function: metalloendopeptidase activity. The transcript has 33 exons.